AUGAAGCAGAGUUGUCGCAUAGUUUCUGUUAUUGGCAUGCUGGUCAUGCUUUUGAGAUAUUCUGGAUCAGCUCCUUUGAACGAAGUUGCAGAAGUCGAUACAUCCGAUUUGCUUGAUGAUCUACUGCUGGACGAUAUGAUACUUCCUGUUUUGAGAAAUGGUGCCUUAGAUCCAGCCUUAAGGUGGCCAAAUGCCACAGUUUUCUACAAAAUAGCGGACUAUUACAGUGAAUCACAUGUGGCUAACAUUAAAUUGGCCAUGUCCAUUCUCGAAGAGGUUUCCUGUGUGCGCUUCUAUGAGGCCAAUGCUACCACCAAAGCCUAUUUGAAUAUCGUUUCCGUGAUAACCGGUUGUAAUUCCAUGGUUGGCUAUAGCGGAGGCAUACAACGUCUAAAUCUGGGAAAAGAUCAGGCACAUUGCUCAAAGCCGUUGAUUAUCAUUCACGAACUACUACAUGCUUUGGGCUUUUACCACGAGCACAUGGCCACUGAUCGAGAUGAUUAUAUUGUAGUGAAUUGGGAAAAUAUAAUCCCAGGAAAAGAGCAAUUUUUCCGUAAACUCGAUAAUGAAACUGUCACCGAUUUUGGAGUGGGCUAUGAUUAUGAGAGUAUUAUGCAUUAUGGACGCCGAGGAUUUUCGGCAAAUCGCAAGCCAACCAUAACACCAUUAGAUCCUGCUGCCAACAUAGGGCAACGUGAUUAUUUGAGUAUGAAGGAUAUAGCCAAAUUGAAUGCCAUGUACAAUUGUACGGAAGAGCAAGAGCUUGAAGGAUCAACGGAUGAAGAAGAAGUAAAUGAAGGAUCAACGGGUGUGGAAAUGGGUAAGGGUGAAGCAAUUGAGGGAAGUGGAUUUGAAUACGAUGUGGUUAUUGAUACUCGUAGUUUGUAA
Molecule: messenger RNA, 888 nt
Organism: Stomoxys calcitrans (stable fly)
Lineage: Eukaryota; Metazoa; Arthropoda; Insecta; Diptera; Muscidae
Product: seminal metalloprotease 1-like
Exons: 2
Coding region: 1-888 (295 amino acids)
Biological process (GO): proteolysis
Molecular function (GO): metalloendopeptidase activity; zinc ion binding
Source: RefSeq, a predicted model, not a curated record